AAUACCCUCAUAUUUCAUGCAUGUUUUAAACUAUGUGAUCGGCGUUAACAACAAUGGGCCAUAGAGACCGCUGCAAGAGGAAGCGACAGUCAAAAGGCGGGAUGAUUGUGCAGUAAUAUACUAUUUUGAUACUAGAAAAUACCUUUAUUCUCACUAACCAGCACGGAUGUCAUCUCUACUUUGUGUUCAGCAGCCAGGCGGCACAGUGCACGUCUAUAACAGAGAUGUCAUCUCCCAGCUUAGUGACUGGACAUCGCCCCUUCAAACGCCAGCCUCAUCUGCUUCCCAGUUAAAGUCCCGAUCUGCUGGUUACACAUCAUCAUCAUCAGCGAGCAGACGUGAUGGCUCACAGUCAAGAUCAACCUUAACGACAGAGAAGUCUGAAAAGCUCACAGACUGGCUCAAUGCAAAGAGUGUCAAAGAAUUACAGGAUAGAUCAGAUCGGGAGACACGAUCAACACGAAAACUCUUAGCGACGCUGCUGCAAGGAGAGAAAACAUUUGUGCAGGAUGCCACUGAAUAUUUGGGUAAUAGAUCAAUUCUGGAGUUGCGCAGGAAGGAAUUGUUACACAAGCGGUGGUCAGAUGAAGUUUAUGAGCCUCUCAGGAAGAAGAUUAAUGAUGAAAUGUCAAGUAGACACUGGCCAGAUGUUGAUAGGAGAAAGCGAGAGAUGCACAAACAAUAUUUGGAAUUCUCAAAUAGAAAGGGUCAUGUGUUUUUGGAUACCAUUGAUCCAGGGGAAUAUUACGCCAUGGCAUUGACUGGCCAGAGGCCUGCACCACUUAAGAUAGCUACAGCCAAACUGAGAGACCCGUUACUGUCACAAGGGAGUCAACGUAACGAUGAAGAUCGCAUGAUGUUACGAUGUCUGACAGGCAACCACUACACAGACAGAGACAUUGAACAGAUCAAGCAGCCGCUGUUACCCUUAGUGCCCCUGGGGCGUCACGGCACAGAGUGCAGCACCUGGCUCUCUAUGCCACUUCACAAUAUCGAGAGUACAUGUCGACAAGCCAGCAGGAGACGGAUGGUUGGCAGUACAAGGCAUCAGAUGGAUUUUGGAACCUGGGCUAAAGCACCCUUUGAUUCUGCUGUGGUUGAUGAAGAAAUGCAAGUUCAAAGACGGCGUACAUUUCCAGAGUCGUCCAUCUUUGGGAAGCCCCCACCACAUGUACAUCCUACCCACUCCCAGUCACACUUAGUGGAUGUUGCAACCAGCACUUCAGAUAUGUAACUCUCUGGGUUUUGUUUGUAGUUACGAUUUGUGCUCUUGUAUCAUAGCUCAUUCUCACAGUUUACUGUGUAUUGAUUGUGGGAAAACGUAUGUAAUACAUGUAGCUACGUGUGAUCUGCUGAAAAAUAAAUGAAAGAUUUGCAUGACUCAUAAAUUUACUAAGAUGGUUUUCUUGUCAUAUUGGGUAUUUUUGUACAGAAUAUGAAGUCAGUUUAUAUACAUUUUCUUUUUAAUAUUUUGCUUUGUGUAGUAUAUUUUGUUACAUGUGACAGUGUUUUUAUAUCAUAUAUAUGCUUAUAUUAUGUAACAGUAUUUAUGGAGAAAUAUUACCCC
Messenger RNA from Liolophura sinensis, 1567 nucleotides. RefSeq names its product protein FAM228B-like. Bases 167 to 1234 code for a protein of 355 amino acids. The record is from RefSeq and is a predicted model, not a curated record. NCBI's taxonomy places the organism in Eukaryota, Metazoa, Mollusca, Polyplacophora, Chitonida, Chitonidae. The transcript is spliced from 7 exons.